AUGCAGAUUGACAGAUCUUGGAUUACAAAGACUCGAGGUACGAGGGAAUACAAUGAUGGGUAUAAUGCAUUUGUGGCAUUUGCAGUUCAUAACUGCAAAACACCUGAUGGUAAAAUCCGGUGCCCUUGUAAGGUCUAUCGGAAUAAUCGUCGCCACUCGCCCGAUAUCGUCCUUGAGCACUUGAUGGCGGGUAGAGGAAUCAUGGUCAGUUACAGAAAUUGGUUCUUGCACGGUGAGACGACUGUGUAUAAUCCUGAUGCAGCCUCUUCUUCGAACCUUCAUCCAACAGAUGUUGCAAGUGCCGACAGUACAGAACAAGGUGGGGACAUGCACACAAUGUUGCGUGAUGCAUUUGGCAUGCAUGAAGUCAGGGAGCCCAAUCGUGAGCUAGAGUGUGUUGAUCAGGUGGGUGUGGAAAAUGUUACAGAAGAAUCAGCUGAAAGUGGUGCUCAGAAGUACUAUGACAUGCUUAAACAGGCGGAUAAGCCACUUCAUGGGGGCACUAAACAUAGCAAAUUGAGUGCUACAUUCAUCAAUCAGUUGCUGCCUCCAUGUGAUGACGUUUUGCCAGCUAAUACGUACGAGGCAAAAAAGUAUCUCAGUGACAUGGGGCUCGGGUAUGAGAAGAUUCCUGCGUGCCGUAACGAUUGUAUGUUAUUCUGGAAGGCCAACCAGGAAUUAGAGUCAUGCACCGUUUGUGGAGAAUCUAGGUGGAAGGAUGAAAUUUAUUUGGACGAGGAUCGUCAACCCACAUCGUCGAGAAAGAAACGUCCGGUGAAAGUGUUGCGGUGGUUUCCACUCAUUCCACGCCUACAGAGGCUUUUUAUGUCAGAACAUACUGCACAAUAUAUGAGAUGGCAUGAGGAAGACCGUACAAAGGACGUCGUGUUGAGGCAUCCGGCCGAUGGCGAGGCAUGGAAGUCGUUCGACCUCCAAUAUCCAGAAUUUUCAGCCGAUAGUAGGAAUGUCAGGCUUGGUCUGACCUCAGACGGCUUUAAUCCGUUUGGGAACAUGAGCACCUCUCACAGUACUUGGCCAGUCAUGCUUGUUCCGUAUAAUUUGCCUCCUUGGAUGUGCAUGAAACAAACGUCAUUCAUACUAUCGCUAAUCAUUCCAGGACCAACUUCUCCUGGCAUGGAUAUAGAUGUGUACCUCCAGCCAUUGAUUGAGGAGCUACAGAAAUUAUGGAACGUAGGGGUGCGCACAUAUGAUGCCUCAAAUAAAAAGAAUUUUCAGAUGCGGGCGCAGUUAAUGUGGACGAUUAAUGAUUUUCCGGCGUAUGCAGAUUUGUCCGGGUGGCCCAACAGGAGUGAGAAGGCAUGCCCUGUCUGUAUGCAUUCAACAUGGUCUAAACGGUUAAAACACGGGAAAAAAUAUUAUUAUAUGGGACAUAGAAGAUUCUUGCCAAUGGAUCAUCUUUGGAGGCAGAACAAGAGAACAUUUGACGGCAACCAAGAACAAGAAAGUGCACCCCACGUGCAAAGUGGUGAUGACAUCUUGAGACAGUUGGAGGGGAUGGUAUUUGGGGAUGAGAGCGCGGGCAAGAAAAAGGAGAAGAAGCGGAAAAAGAGACAAGUGACAGAAGAUGCAACUGAGAAUGUCGUUUGGAAAAAGAAAAGAAAAACAAAAGAUGAUUACGCAGCCCGCAAAGACUUGCAAGAAAUGAAUUUGAGGCCUAAAUUACAUCCGUACAUGGGUGAAGAUGGUAAAACCUAUUUCCCUCCAGCUUGUCACACAAUGUCCAACGAAGAUAAAAUAAAUUUUUUGAAGGUGAUAAAAAAUGUAAGGGUACCUGACGGAUAUGCAUCAAACGUUUCUCGAUGUGUACGCCUUAAGGAACGUACGAUAUCAGGCUUGAAGAGCCAUGACAGCCACGUAAUAAUGCAAGUGCUUCUCCCUAUUGCAUUGCGCCGCUCACUGCCAGAUAAUGUGGUUAGACCUCUUGUUGAGCUAUCCGCAUUUUUCAGAGACCUCUGCUCAACAAACUUAACCCAAGAGGACAUGGAUCGGUUAGAGAGUAAUGUCUGUGCCACUUUAUGCAAGAUGGAACAAGUAUUUCCCCCCGGUUUUUUUACUAUCAUGGUUCAUUUGGUUGUGCACCUUGUUCGUGAAUGCCGACUCGGGGGCCUCGUACAGUAUAGGUGGAUGUAUCCGGCAGAAAGGAGCCUUGGGGGGUUUAAGUCUAGUGUGCGCAAUAAGGCGGCUCCGGAAGGCUGCAUUGCAGAGGGUUACAUAGCAACCGAGUUGGUAACGUUCUGCUCGAGGAUGCACAUGGAUACGCUUAGGCGAUCAUGCGGUAGGGGGCGAACUACAGACGAUCAAUUGGAAGCCCAACAUCAUCAACAGUUCUGCGAUUGGUACCGUGACUAUGUCAAUCAGUUGGACUCUCAACGUAUGGAGGAGCUGGGCGACAAGCUGGUUAUGCAUUGUAGGGGCCCGAAGGAGAUAGCAAGUAGGUUCAACAGAUACGUGGUUAACGGAAAAAUGUUUCGCAUUGUUGCACAUGAUGUAGGGAAGAGAACACAGAACAGCGGCGUGUGUGUGCCUACCGUUGAUGGCUUGACGUACUACGGGAAGUUAACGGAUAUAAUUGAGGUCGAGUAUUACGACAGAACUAAGUACGUCAUGUUCAAGUGUGAUUGGGCGGACACCACGAAAGAUAGGGGAUAUAAGGUGGAUGAGUAUGGCAUGGAACUUGUCAGCUUCAAUCGCCUUGUCCACAGGGGAGACCUGGUGACUGAUGACCCAUAUGUACUAACUUCACAAGUUGACCAAGUAUUUUACGUCGAAGAUGAAAGGAACCCAGGUUGGGCUUGUGUUGUGCGGACUAAACCCAGAAACGUCUACGACGUUGGUCAGGGUCAAGGGUCUCAUGAUUCACUAGACACCUACUACGAGUGCGAGCCGUUGCUAUUAACCAGAAAUAGCAAUCAAGAUCCAAGUGAUGAAUUUGACCACGUCCGACCAGACUUAGAGCCAAUCUUAGCGUAUGUUAUUCAAUAA
This is a messenger RNA of Alnus glutinosa, 3003 nucleotides long. RefSeq lists its product as uncharacterized. NCBI's taxonomy places the organism in Eukaryota, Viridiplantae, Streptophyta, Magnoliopsida, Fagales, Betulaceae. The coding region runs from base 1 to 3003 and encodes 1000 amino acids. The transcript has 7 exons. The record is from RefSeq and is a predicted model, not a curated record.